Messenger RNA from Alexandromys fortis (reed vole), 1603 nucleotides. RefSeq names its product diphthamide biosynthesis 1 (gene Dph1). The transcript is spliced from 13 exons. The record is from RefSeq and is a predicted model, not a curated record. Gene Ontology annotation, molecular function: 2-(3-amino-3-carboxypropyl)histidine synthase activity. Bases 91 to 1401 code for a protein of 436 amino acids. Gene Ontology annotation, biological process: protein histidyl modification to diphthamide. NCBI's taxonomy places the organism in Eukaryota, Metazoa, Chordata, Mammalia, Rodentia, Cricetidae.
CUGCCUGCAGCUCGGCUGUCGACAGUGCUGCCUGGGUUCUCCGCGUUCUUUCAGCACUGCCUUUUUGGUCCCCACGUGGGCUCCGGGGUGAUGGCGGCGCUGAUUGUUUCCGAGACAGCGGAGCCAGGAAGCCGAGUCGGCCCUGGCAGAGGACGCAUCUCUCGGGGUCGACUGGCCAAUCAGAUCCCCUCUGAGAUCCUGAACAACCCCCAGCUACAGACUGCUGUUCAAGCCCUGCCUUCUAACUACAACUUUGAGAUCCCGAAGACCAUCUGGAGGAUCCAGCAAGCCCAGGCCAAGAAGGUGGCCUUACAAAUGCCAGAAGGCCUCCUCCUCUUUGCCUGCACCAUUGUGGAUAUCUUGGAAAGGUUCACAAAGGCUGAAGUGGUGGUGAUGGGUGACGUGACCUACGGGGCUUGCUGUGUAGAUGACUUUACUGCAAGGGCCUUGGGAGUCGACUUUCUGGUGCACUAUGGCCACAGCUGUCUAGUUCCCAUGGAUACAUCAGUUCAAGAUUUCCGUGUGUUGUAUGUCUUUGUGGAUAUCCGGAUAGAUACUGCCCACCUUCUGGACUCUAUCCGCAUCACCUUUACCCCAGGCAGCUCCCUUGCUCUGGUCAGCACCAUUCAGUUUGUGUCAACUCUGCAGGCAGCUGCACAGGAGCUGCAAGCUGAUUAUCAUGUCAGUGUCCCACAGUGCAAGCCCCUGUCCCCUGGGGAGAUCCUCGGCUGUACAUCCCCUCGACUGCCCAAGGAAGUAGAAGCUGUUGUGUAUCUUGGAGAUGGCCGUUUCCAUCUGGAGUCUGUCAUGAUUGCCAACCCUAAUGUCCCUGCUUACAGGUAUGACCCAUAUAGCAAAGUCCUCUCCAGAGAGCACUAUGAUCACCAGCGCAUGCAGGCCAUUCGCCAGGAAGCCAUUGCUGCAGCACGCUCGGCCAAGUCCUGGGGCCUCAUUCUGGGAACUUUGGGUCGCCAGGGUAGUCCCAAGAUCCUGGAGCACUUGGAAUCUCGGCUCAAAGAAUUGGGACUUCCCUUCGUGAGGCUUCUGCUCUCUGAGAUCUUCCCCAGCAAGCUCAGUCUACUUCCUGAGGUGGACGUGUGGGUGCAGGUGGCAUGUCCACGCCUCUCCAUUGACUGGGGUUCAGCCUUUUCCAAGCCACUGCUGACACCCUACGAGGCGGCCGUGGCCCUGAAGGACAUUUCCUGGCAGCAGCCCUACCCUAUGGACUUCUAUGCCGGCAGCUCUUUAGGGCCAUGGACUGUGAAUCACGGUCGGGACCCAGGACCCCGGGGUCUUGGCCAGCUCGGCAAGGUGCAGCAGGGCUCCCGAGGCCCGUCUCCAGCCCCGGCCUGUGGGGGUUGCAACUGCGCAGACCGGAAGGCUGCCCCGCCGGCUCCCUGAGGCGUCUCCAGCCGCAGGGCCCUGUGCUCCGGAGGAGCAGCCUCGAGGCUGGUGGUUUUCCGAACAGGAAGCAGAUGUUUUCUCCGCGCUGGAAGAGCCUGCGGCGUGCAGGGGUUUGGAGGCGGCCCUGGAAACGGUGGCAAAAGCCCUGGACUCGCUGGGGCCUUUUGACGGACUUCUUGGCUUCAGCCAGGGGGCUGCA